AUGAUAUUAACCGUAUUCCUUAGCAACAAUGAACAGAUUUUAACAGAAGUUCCUAUAACACCAGAAACAACCUGUCGAGAUGUUGUUGAAUUUUGCAAAGAACCUGGAGAAGGCAGUUGCCAUUUAGCUGAAGUGUGGAGGGGAAAUGAGCGUCCCAUACCUUUUGAUCAUAUGAUGUAUGAACAUCUGCAGAAGUGGGGGCCACGGAGGGAAGAAGUGAAAUUUUUCCUUCGACAUGAGGACUCCCCAGCUGAGAGCAGUGAACAAGGUGGCCGUCAGACCCAAGAGCAAAGAACUCAGAGAAAUGUAAUAAAUGUACCUGGAGAAAAACGCACUGAAAAUGGGGUUGGGAAUCCACGUGUUGAACUUACCCUCUCAGAGCUCCAAGAUAUGGCAGCAAGGCAACAACAGCAGAUUGAAAAUCAGCAGCAGAUGUUGGUUGCCAAGGAACAACGUUUACAUUUUCUAAAGCAACAGGAGCGUCGUCAGCAGCAGUCUAUUUCUGAAAAUGAAAAGCUUCAGAAAUUGAAAGAACGAGUUGAAGCCCAAGAAAACAAGCUGAAGAAGAUUCGUGCCAUGAGAGGACAAGUCGAUUACAGCAAAAUUAUGAAUGGCAAUCUGUCUGCUGAAAUAGAAAGGUUCAGUGCCAUGUUCCAGGAAAAGAAGCAAGAAGUACAGACUGCAAUUUUAAGAGUUGAUCAGCUUAGUCAGCAGUUGGAAGAUUUAAAGAAAGGAAAACUGAACGGCUUCCAGCCUUACAAUGGCAAGUUGACAGGACCAGCAGCGGUGGAGUUAAAAAGACUGUACCAAGAGCUACAGAUUCGUAACCAGCUGAACCAGGAGCAGAAUUCAAAACUCCAGCAGCAGAAGGAACUCUUAAAUAAGCGGAACAUGGAGGUGGCCAUGAUGGAUAAGCGAAUCAGCGAGCUGCGUGAGCGUCUUUAUGGGAAAAAAAUUCAGCUGAACCGUGUGAAUGGCACGUCGUCACCGCAGUCACCCCUGAGCACGUCUGGCAGGGUUGCUGCUGUGGGGCCUUACAUCCAAGUUCCAAGUGCUGGAAGCUAUCCUGUCCCAGGGGACCCAAUAAAGCCUCAGUCUCUCUCUAUUGCCUCAAAUGUGGCCCAUGGAAGAUCCAAAUCCGCUAAUGAUGGAAACUGGCCAACAUUAAAACAGACUUCUAGCUCCUCAAUGAAACCAACGCAGACGCCCAGUGCAGACUGGAAGGACUCAAGCAUGGAGGGGGCUCUGAAGCCAGGCACCAUCUCCAGCCAGCCCUUGCCCUUAUCAGCACUAGGAGCCUCAGAGAAGCUGGGCAUCGAGAUUGGUAAAGUGCCACCUCCCAUACCUGGUGUAGGCAAGCAGCCGCCUCCAAGCUACGGGACAUACCCAAGUCCUUCGCCUCUGGGUCCAGGCUCAACAAGCUCCCUGGAGAGGAGAAAAGAAGGCAGCUUGCCCAGACCCAACGCAGGCCUGCCAGGUCGGCAGAAGCCUGCCCCACUGCCCCAGGCAGGCAGUGCCCCUCAGCCAGGCUCUUCGCAGCAAAUUCAGCAGAGGAUUUCUGUGCCGCCAAGUCCCACGUACCCGCCAGCAGGGCCACCUGCAUUUCCAGCUGGAGACGGCAAACCUGAGCUCCCACUGACAGUGGCUAUCAGGCCCUUUCUGGCUGAUAAAGGGUCAAGGCCACAGUCUCCCAGGAAAGGACCCCAGACGGUGAAUUCAAGCUCCAUAUACUCCAUGUACCUGCAGCAAGCCACACCACCUAAGCAUUACCAGCCGGCCGUGCACAGCGCCUCUAAUAAGUCAGUUAAAGCAGUGUAUGGUAAACCCGUCUUACCAUCAGGAUCUACGUCUCCAUCGCCGCUACCAUUCCUCCACGGGUCACUGUCCACCAGUGUGUCACAGCCUCAGCCAUCCUCAGAGUGUGCUGAGAAGGAGCUGGAGCAGGAGGGCCCUGCCCCAGCUGGAGACAGCAGUGGUGUGGAGAGCCUGCCACGGCCGCUCAGCCCCACCAAGCUCACACCCAUUGUGCACUCACCGCUGCGCUACCAGAGCGAUGCGGACCUGGAGGCCCUCCGCAGGAAGCUGGCCAAUGCUCCCCGGCCCCUGAAAAAGCGCAGCUCCAUCACAGAGCCCGAGGGCCCCGGUGGACCCAACAUCCAGAAGCUGCUGUACCAGCGCUUCAACACGUUGGCUGGCGGCAUGGAAGGCAACCCUUUCUACCAGCCCAGCCCCUCCCAGGACUUCAUGGGCACCUUGGCUGACGUGGACAAUGGAAAUACCAAUGCCAACGGAAACCUGGAAGAGCCCACCCCUGCCCCACCCACAGCCCCACUCCCUGACGAGCCUGCCCCGUCAUCAGAUGCCAAUGACAAUGAGCUACCUUCCCCUGAACCAGAACAGCUCAUCUGUCCCCAAACCAACCACCAAACUCCUGAGCCUGCAGAGGACAAUAACAACAACCUGGCCACAGUCCCCUCCACAGAACAAAUCCCAAGCCCUUUGACUGAGGCCCCAUCUCCAGGGGAAGAGCAAGUUCCUCCGGUACCUCUUCCCCCUGUUGUCCACCCUCCGGCAGCCUCCACGAGCAAACGCACUAACCUGAAGAAACCCAAUUCGGAACGCACAGGGCAUGGUCUGAGAGUCCGGUUUAACCCUCUGGCACUGCUCCUAGAUGCUUCUCUGGAAGGAGAGUUUGAUCUGGUGCAAAGGAUCAUCUACGAGGUGGAAGAUCCCAGCAAGCCUAAUGACGAAGGGAUCACCCCACUGCACAAUGCAGUGUGUGCUGGCCACCACCACAUCGUGAAGUUCCUGCUGGACUUUGGGGUCAACGUGAACGCUGCUGACAGUGACGGAUGGACGCCACUGCACUGCGCUGCUUCCUGCAACAGCGUCCACCUCUGCAAGCAGCUGGUGGAGAGCGGCGCCGCCGUCUUUGCCUCGACCAUCAGCGACAUUGAAACUGCUGCUGACAAGUGUGAGGAGAUGGAAGAGGGCUAUAUUCAGUGCUCCCAGUUUUUAUAUGGGGUGCAGGAGAAGCUGGGGGUGAUGAACAAAGGCAUGGUGUAUGCACUGUGGGACUACGAGGCCCAGAACGGCGACGAGCUAUCCUUCCAUGAAGGGGACGCCAUCACCAUCCUGAGGCGCAAGGACGACAGCGAGACCGAGUGGUGGUGGGCUCGUCUUGGGGACCGAGAGGGCUAUGUGCCCAAAAACCUGCUGGGGUUGUAUCCUCGGAUCAAGCCCCGGCAGCGCACGCUCGCCUGAACUUCCUCUGCAGCACCACAGUCCUUCCAGCUCCUGGGAGCUGCUGAAGACAUUGUUCUGCUGCCUCCGCAGGAAAGCUGAAGCUAGAAGUGGUUUCAAUGGUGCUCGCGUUAGCAGACCAUCCACAAUGUGAAUUCCUGCAGUUGCUAGGUGAGGCCCUUUUUCCAGUUUGCCCACAACUGGGAGAGGUAGUUUCGCCUCCAAGAGGACUGAAUUUUGCCAAUUACUGUAAAUCCAAAUAAACACUCAGCUUUCAAAACACCCA
Molecule: messenger RNA, 3529 nt
Organism: Galeopterus variegatus (Sunda flying lemur)
Lineage: Eukaryota; Metazoa; Chordata; Mammalia; Dermoptera; Cynocephalidae
Gene: PPP1R13B
Product: protein phosphatase 1, regulatory subunit 13B
Exons: 16
Coding region: 1-3264 (1087 amino acids)
Biological process (GO): apoptotic process; regulation of apoptotic process; negative regulation of cell cycle
Cellular component (GO): nucleus
Molecular function (GO): transcription factor binding; p53 binding
Source: RefSeq, a predicted model, not a curated record